Molecule: messenger RNA, 1069 nt
Organism: Dromaius novaehollandiae (emu)
Lineage: Eukaryota; Metazoa; Chordata; Aves; Casuariiformes; Dromaiidae
Gene: ZFAND2A
Product: zinc finger AN1-type containing 2A
Exons: 5
Coding region: 125-682 (185 amino acids)
Biological process (GO): proteasome-mediated ubiquitin-dependent protein catabolic process; protein targeting to ER
Cellular component (GO): endoplasmic reticulum; cytoplasm
Molecular function (GO): zinc ion binding
Source: RefSeq, a predicted model, not a curated record
CAGCGCCGGGGGCGUAUAAAAGCGGCGGCGGCGGCAGUGUGGGGGGCGCGCGGAGCUGGGCCGGGUCGGGGGUGUCGGGGUUGCUGGUUGGGGGCUGGUCUCGUCUGGAGCGCGGCCGCCUGCCAUGGAGCUACCGGACCUGGGCGGGCCCUGCUCGGAGCCCGCCUGCCGGCGUUGGGACUUUCUUCCUCUGAAGUGCAAUGCCUGUGGGGAAGCUUUCUGUAAAGAUCACAUCCGAUAUGAUGACCACAAGUGUAGGUCUGCCUACAAAAAAAAUGCGCAGGUUCCAGUGUGCCCACUGUGUAAUGCACCUAUCCCAGUACGGAAAGGGGAAACACCAGAUGCUGUGGUUGGAGCCCACAUUGAUAAGAACUGCAAAUACAAUCCAGCUCAGCAAAAACAGAGGAUCUUCACAAACAAGUGCUUAAAGCCUGGCUGCAAAAGGAAAGAGCUGAUGAAGGUAGUCUGUGAACAGUGCAAUGGAAACUUUUGUAUAAAACAUCGGCAUCCUCUGGAUCAUGACUGUAAGGGGAGCAGCCACCCCAUCUCCAAGGCUGGGUAUGCAGCUCUGAUGAGAGCCUCUGAAACUGCCUUAAAAUCAACAGGAGUAAUUGGAAUGCCCUCUAAUGGGAGUCUUCAGCACAACAGGUAUAAGCUGCAGCAUGAGAAAAACCAAGGAUGACUUAAAUAGUCUUGUGUCAACACACUUAUGAGUGCCACUGUUAGAUUUGUGUAUUUGUAUCUGCUCUAGAGUUGGUAGCUGGCCUUUGAAGAGUGUUGGGAAUGCAGUGGAGGAGAUCUGACAGCAUAAGUUUCUUUCCUCUCUGUACUGUAGCAAUUAAAAUAGCUAUAUAGACACAAGCAUUAGGACAUUGAAUUCUUAUUGUAACAGUAGGCUGAUCUUCCACUUGCUUGGCAUGAGGCCUGGUCAAGCUGUGGAAAAGUGAUAUUUCAACAUAAUGUGGAAAAAAGCAUAGCAAGCAUCUGACUUAAAUGGCCCAAACCCUUCCCUGCAAAGGUGUAUAUCCUUGUGUCUAACAGUGUAACUCCUUUAGUGUAUUCUUAUGUC